Messenger RNA from Helianthus annuus (common sunflower), 1194 nucleotides. RefSeq lists its product as uncharacterized. Lineage: Eukaryota; Viridiplantae; Streptophyta; Magnoliopsida; Asterales; Asteraceae. Gene Ontology annotation, biological process: regulation of DNA-templated transcription. Gene Ontology annotation, cellular component: histone deacetylase complex. The transcript has 7 exons. The coding region runs from base 311 to 985 and encodes 224 amino acids. Gene Ontology annotation, molecular function: protein binding; transcription coregulator activity. The record is from RefSeq and is a predicted model, not a curated record.
UUUGCAGGUCGUUUCCAAUGGCAGUUGGUAAGCAUUUAGUGUGUGUGUAUGUAUGUAUGUAUCUAUACACUCUGUUUUCUCUCUCUCUCUGUGUGCUCUGUUCAUUCCAACAAGAACCAAUCUUGAUUGAUCAAUAAUUUCACAACAUUUCUCUUCCACAAUAUCCAAUUCUGCAUCCUUUUCAAGCUCUUGAUUUGUUGGAAUUCAGUCUUGUUAUGAGCUCAAUGUUAUGGAUUAGAUAAGAGAACUGGAUAGAGAUAGAGAUAGAGAUAAAGAUAAAGAUUUUUACAAGUGUUGGAAAUUACGCGGAAUGUUAGAACCCGAGCUAUAUUCUUCUAGAGUUUUCUCCCCUUUUCGCGAAGAAAGUGGGGACGAAGAGCUUUCUGUUCUUCCUAGGCAUACUAAAGUAAUUGUGACUGGGAAUAACCGAACAAAAUCGGUUUUGGUGGGUCUUCAAGGCGUUGUCAAGAAGGCUGUUGGUCUUGGUGGCUGGCAUUGGCUGGUUCUGAAAAAUGGCGUCGAAGUGAAGCUGCAAAGGAAUGCUUUGAGUGUUCUUGAACCACCAACUGGUAAUGAAGAAGACGACGAGUAUGAAUUUGAUAUUUCAAGCAGCGGCUCCGAUGUUAAUGAGUUCCCCACUGCUACAGAGUUUAAUAAGCUAAACAAGCCCAAAGUUCGCUAUGCAAGACCGUGGGGUCCAUCUCCAUCGAUGAAGUCUGCUAACCGUAAUGGUUACGCUCAAUCCAAUAUGCACACAUGUUAUCCUAAAGUGAACUUCUCGAAGCUAGGAACCAACACGCUUUGGCGGUAUUACAGUACCUUUAACCUCGGAAAUAUUCACUCUAAUCCAACAAAGGAACAACUCGUUAAUGCGGUCCACAAACAUUUUGCUUCGCAGAAAGUAAGUGAAAUGGAAGCGAUAAUGGAGUUCAUCAAUGCAGCCAAGAGGCGAAAAUCUGGAAGAAGCCAUAGGGAUCGAAGCUGAUAAGAGGAUUUUGAUCUUGAUCUGGAAGUUGUGUGCGCGCGUGCGUGUUGUUUGUGUAUACAUACUACUAUUAUCCUAACCGAUUAGCGCAACUCUUAAUUGUAGAUGACUCAACCGGAGAUAGAAAAAGCCCGUUUCUUGGCUUUUAAGAUACUUUCUCCUGCAUCUUUAACCGUGUAAUAUCAAGCCGACUUCUGGUGUUAAUCGUU